Messenger RNA from Dacryopinax primogenitus, 1512 nucleotides. Its product is annotated as peptidase M17 leucyl aminopeptidase. The record is from RefSeq and is a predicted model, not a curated record. Bases 411 to 1382 code for a protein of 323 amino acids. Gene Ontology annotation, molecular function: manganese ion binding; metalloaminopeptidase activity. Lineage: Eukaryota; Fungi; Basidiomycota; Dacrymycetes; Dacrymycetales; Dacrymycetaceae. Gene Ontology annotation, cellular component: cytoplasm. Gene Ontology annotation, biological process: proteolysis. The transcript has 10 exons.
CCCCUCUCUCAGCCCAAGCACUCAAAGCAUUCCUUGCCUCUAAACCAAAGAACAAGCCUGCAGAGCUUAGGCUCUUCUACAACUUAGACGGGCAGGGAACUACCGUCGCUGCCGUUUCGGUCGGGGAUAAGCUCACCCAGGAGGCAGUCAGGAACGCAAUCGCAAAGGGGACGAGGGCGCUCAAGGAUGCGGGAGAGGACAAAGUAGGCGUCGUCGUUGGGUCCGAGUAUGCUCAUGCCGCAUCCGUGGGCGCACAUCUCAGUCUAUUCAACUUCGACGCACUCAAGACGACCAAAGAAGCGCUGCAGCACGUCGACCUCGUCCCCCUCCUUUCUGGUCCUCCUUCUGCCCCCCUGUCCUGGGAAACAGGCGCCAUCUACGCCUACUCGCAGAACCUCGCUCGCGAGCUCAUGGAGCUCCCCGCGAACCUCAUGACGCCUACCGCCUUCUGCGCACGGAUGGUGAAGGAGUUCCAAGGCUUGGGGAACGUUCGCGUGAACGUGAGGGACGAAGCGUGGGCAGAGGAGAAGGGCAUGCGUACCUUCCUCUCUGUCACGAAGGGCACGGACGAGCCAGCAAAGUUCUUCGAGUUGCACUAUUCUGGUGCUCCGGCAGGGGAGAAACCACUCGCCUUUGUCGGCAAGGGGAUCACCUUCGACUCGGGGGGGAUAUCGCUCAAGCCUGCGGAGGGGAUGAAGCUCAUGCGGGGGGAUAUGGGCGGCGCGGCGACGUUGCUCAGUGCGGCGCUGGCGAUUGUAAAGCUCAAACUGCCGAUUAACCUCGUGGCUGUUGCGCCGCUUACGGAGAACCUCCCUGGGCCGAAGGCGAAUAAGCCUGGGGAUAUCGUGUAUGCCAUGAAUGGGAAGACGGUAGAGAUCGAUAAUACCGAUGCGGAAGGCAGGCUCGUCCUUGCCGACGCGCUGUACUAUGUCACUUCCGAGUUCAAGCCUCAUACGGUGAUCGACGCCGCUACUCUUACGGGGGCGAUGAUGAUCGCUCUCGGCGAGCCCUACGCAGGAGUGUUCACCAACUCCGAUUCCCUCUGGAACGAGCUCCAGCUCAGCGGGAAAGAGGAACACGACCGGUUCUGGCGUAUGCCGCUGGACGAUGAUUAUGUUCCCCAGAUUAGCCAGAGUAAUGCCGACUUGCAGAACACGGGCGGCCGCCCAGCAGGAGCGUGCACAGCAGCUAUCUUCCUCAAGGCGUUCGUAGACGGCGUCGAAGGAGAAGGGUCUGCCCAACCCCGGACUCGCUGGGCACAUGUCGAUAUCGCCGGGGUGAUGGAAUGCACUCGCCCGGGACCGUAUCAGAACAAAGGGAUGACGGGUCGUCCUACCAGGGCAUUCAUCGAUUUUGCGAGAAGACUUGCGGAGAAGAAAUAAGCGCUGCCCAGGCACUCUGGAGCAGGCAUGUUGUGUUGUGGAACUGAAGAAAUACUUGAUGGAAUCAUGUUGUACCUACAGUACCCGCGUGGGCGAACUGAGAAUCCACCGUAUGACCAGGGGUCAGUUU